AUGGCGGAGAUGCAGGUCCUCUCCGCCCGUCCCCACGUGCGGGUCAUGCGGGUCGGCCGGGUGCGUGCCCGUCGGAACCUCCUGGAGGAGCAGGUGGAGCUGUGGUGGUUCCGCGAGCCGCGGAAGUCCAUGGCGUGCUACUGCGUGUGCGUGGCUCUGGUGGUGGCCUGCGGGGCAGGCGGGGUGGGGGUCCUCUCCAGCACCACCAGCUCCUCGGGGGCCUGGCGGCUGGUGGUGGGCGUGGGGCUGUGCCUGCUGGCGCUGGCCGUGCUGCUGAAGCAGCUGCUCAGCUCGGCCGUGCAGGACAUGGGCUGCGUGCGCAGCUGGGGACGCAUCCGCGCCCUCAAGAGCGGAGGCCCCUCCGACCACGCCCUGGUCCUGCUGACGGGCGGGGCCCUGCUGGUCUGCGGGGCGGCCCUGCUGGGCCUGGCCCCGCCCCACCCCGGCCCGGGCUCCCCGCUCAGCGACAUGGCGCUCACCGGGGUGGUGCUGCUGGCCGGAGGCGGGGCCACGGUGCUGGGCGCGGCCGGGUACUCCGCCGCGACGUACCUCCUGGAGCGGACGGGCGGCGGGAGCAGGCUGACGGACAGACCGGCGGCCAUCUUUACUAUCUCCGGCCGAAUGGGCGAGACUGGGAGGGAGGCCACCUCCAGCAUGGUCAACCUGCUCUGA
This is a messenger RNA of Conger conger (European conger), 672 nucleotides long. Its product is annotated as transmembrane protein 125-like. Lineage: Eukaryota; Metazoa; Chordata; Actinopteri; Anguilliformes; Congridae. The record is from RefSeq and is a predicted model, not a curated record. Bases 1 to 672 code for a protein of 223 amino acids. The transcript has a single exon.